Zootoca vivipara (common lizard) is the source of this 2245-nucleotide messenger RNA. It is a transcript of the gene MELK, whose product is annotated as maternal embryonic leucine zipper kinase. Gene Ontology annotation, biological process: intracellular signal transduction; protein phosphorylation. The record is from RefSeq and is a predicted model, not a curated record. Gene Ontology annotation, cellular component: cytoplasm. NCBI's taxonomy places the organism in Eukaryota, Metazoa, Chordata, Lepidosauria, Squamata, Lacertidae. Gene Ontology annotation, molecular function: ATP binding; protein serine/threonine kinase activity.
AAGUGCUGGCGCCGUCCGGGAAUUUUAAAUCCUUGGCUGCCUCCGGGACGCCGUUGCUCUCGCCUCAGAUGCGAUAGGCGGCUGUGGGGUUUUGUGGCUGCUGUGAUUUUAACCUGGUGCCUAAAGGAGAAAGUCUUGCCUCUCAGCAUGGCUAUGGAUGAUUAUGAGGAGCUACUCAAGUAUUAUGAACUACACGAAACUGUUGGUACAGGUGGUUUUGCAAAGGUUAAACUGGCUCGUCACCUACUUACCGGAGAAAAGGUUGCAAUAAAAAUAAUGGACAAGCUGUCUCUGGGGGAUGAUUUGCCUCGAGUCAAAACAGAAAUUGACGCCAUGAAGAGCUUAAGCCACCAGAACAUUUGUCGGUUAUACCAGGUGAUUGAGACACCAAAGAAGAUAUUCAUGAUUCUAGAGUACUGCCCUGGCGGUGAGCUCUUUGAUUACAUCAUUGCUAAGGAUCGCUUAGCAGAAGAGGAAGCGCGCAUCUUUUUCCGCCAGAUUGUAGCUGCCAUUGCAUACGUACACAGUCAAGGGUAUGCUCACAGGGAUCUUAAGCCAGAAAACUUGCUGAUUGAUGCUGAGCAUAACCUGAAGCUGAUCGACUUUGGUCUCUGUGCAAAACCAUUGGGUGGUCUGGAUUACCAUCUAAGUACUUGCUGUGGAAGUCCAGCCUAUGCAGCACCAGAGUUGAUUCAGGGCAAAGCUUACAUUGGCUCAGAGGCUGACAUUUGGAGCAUGGGGGUGCUUUUGUUUGCUCUGCUCUGUGGAUUUCUACCAUUUGACGAUGAUAAUGUGAUGGCGCUCUACAAGAAAAUAGUGAGGGGGAAAUAUGAGACACCAAAAUGGCUCUCACCUGCCAGUGAACUACUGCUGCACCAGAUGCUGCAGGUGGACCCAAAGAAACGGAUUAUGGUUAAGCAUCUCUUAAGUCACCCGUGGCUCAUGCACGGCUACUCAUUUGCUGUCCAGUGGCAAAGUAAAUACCCUCUUGGACGUCUUGAUGAAGACUGCAUAACAGAACUCUCGGUGUAUCACAAAUGUAGCAGAGAAAGUAUGGCAGAGAUGAUUUCAGAGUGGAAAUAUGAUCAUGUGACUGCAACAUACCUUUUGCUUCAAUCAAAGAAAGCACAUGGUAAACCUGUUCGUCUAAGGAUUCCAAACGUAAUGGCAGAAGGUGCUAGCAUCACUCCAUCCAGAGAACAGAAGGUUUUCAAAAAGGCCCUGUCUUACGAUGGGAAUCUAGAUGGGAAUGAAAUGGCAUGUGGGUUUGGAUCCAUGGAAUUCCUAGCCUGUUGUGAGGAAUCUCAGCCUGUUUGCAAUACACCCAAAACAAAGCAGCCUCAGUUGUUCCUGGAUGGUGGAGAGUUCACAUCACCUCUGCUUCCUGUGCCAAGGAGAAGAGCCUCAAAGAAGUAUGCCAACAAAGAAAACUCUGGUGCUUGUUCUACAGCAAAGCCAGAGCCAUUUGUUCUUCCUCCUCCAAAGACACCAAGAGAGAAGAGAGUGCUUACAACGCCAAAUCGUGCAUUUCUACCUGAAGAGAGAAGUCAAGCAGCCACCAGUGAGACCCCAGUUAAGCUACCAUCUUCUACAAAACCGGGUGAAUUAGAAGCCGGAGUCAUUAGCCCUGAGAGAAGGUGUCGCUCAGUGGAAGUGGACUUGAACCAAGCUCAUUUUGAAAGUGGUCAGAAGAGAAAAGGAACCAAGGUUUUUGGGAGCCUUGAAAGAGGCUUGGAUAAAGUUAUUACAAUGCUUACACCAAACAAAAAGAGAGGCUCAACCAAAGAUGGUCCAAGGAAAUUAAAGGCUCAUUACAACGUGACUACAACAAACUUAUUAAAUCCAGAUGAGCUGUUGAAGGAAAUAAUUGCAAUCCUUCCCAAAAAACAAGUUGAAUUUGUACAGAAGGGCUAUAAACUGAAGUGCCAGACCCAGUCAGACUUUGGCAAAGUGACAAUGCAGUUUGAGCUGGAAGUUUGCCAACUAAGCAAACCUGAAGGAGUGGGCAUUCGGAGGCAGCGGCUGAAGGGAGACGCAUGGGUCUACAAAAGACUAGUGGAAGAUAUCCUAUGUAGCUGCAAGCUAUAACUCUUGGUUCACUGUGAGAACAUGGACAGCUUUAACCAACCAAAGCCAUGUUCGUUUUAGUUGUUAGUAAGCUUGCCUAAUCCAACCCAAGGACUAGUAUUUUUUUGUUUUUAAAUAGGACCUCCUUUGUGAAUAAACAUUGACCUCCCAUGUCAUU